This is a messenger RNA of Durotheca rogersii, 1534 nucleotides long. Its product is annotated as transcription initiation factor IIE, beta subunit. Gene Ontology annotation, biological process: transcription initiation at RNA polymerase II promoter. Lineage: Eukaryota; Fungi; Ascomycota; Sordariomycetes; Xylariales; Xylariaceae. The record is from RefSeq and is a predicted model, not a curated record. The transcript is spliced from 3 exons. Gene Ontology annotation, cellular component: transcription factor TFIIE complex. Bases 209 to 1072 code for a protein of 287 amino acids.
CUUUAAAUAUACCACAACCCUCCCUUGGUUGGCAUGUUUGUUCUUUCUCCCCUUCUCAUCACACUCUCCACCUGUCUCGUAGCAAAGAGACCGACUCUCACUACCAAGAAACUGCAUAGUAGCAAAGAGACCGACUCUCGCUACCAUAAGAAACUGCAUAGUUGUUACCAACACGUUGAGACAUCGGCCAAACAAGCACUUAACCACUAUGACGGCCACAAAUCUCAACAAGGGCGUGAAGCGUCCCGUUCCGCCCAAGGCUGAUGCCCCGAUUCCCAAGCGUCAGAAGCGCGACGGAAACAUCGCCAGUGGCAAGGACAAUGCGACGCCAACUCCCGCAGCAGCGGCCGCCGCUGCCGCAUCGCAGGACUUCGGUGCUCAUAUGAUGACACAGCUUACGUAUGCAGUCGACUUUCUCAAGUCCAAGCGGACCCCCAAGACCCUCCAGGAGAUUCUCGACCACCUAACCCUCCAACACAUGUCCGAGGGCCAGCAGAGUUCAUUCUCCCAGCUUAUGAAGCGGCACUCUCGCAUCCAGUUCAAUCCCACGCCCCGCGCCAAGUCCACCGGAAGCUCUGACCUGCCCGCGUGGCGUACCGGUACCUACGAGUUCAAGGCUAAGCUGCCGGGCGUCACCUCCAAGGUCACACUACUCGAGUAUCUGCAGCACAAGGUGGACGCGUCCUGCACCUCUGUCAAGGACAUCAAAGACGGCUGGCCUGAUUGCGAUGGCGCGAUUGACGAGCUCGAGAAGGAGCACAAGAUCCUAACGGUGCGUACUAAGAAAGACAACCACGCUAAGCACGUCUGGCUCGACAGCCCUGAGCUCCACCACGAGGUCGACGCGGAGUUCCAGGUCAUGUGGGCCAAGAUCAAGCUUCCCCCCGCCGACGAGAUGGUGCGCAAGCUCAAGGCCCUCGGCCAGAAGGCCACCAGCGACGAUCCUCGGGAUCGUAUUGGCAACGCUCCCAAGACGGCCCCGAAGAAGAAGAAGGCGCCUCGCACCCAGAAGCGCUUUGAGAACGCCCACAUGAAACAGCUCUUCGAGAUGAACCCGAACAAACGGAACUAGGGCCUGGCGGGUUAGUUGGCCAGAUCUAUGAUCCCGAUGCAAUGCUUGAUACACCUUUCCACCAUCGGCUGCACAAUAGGAUGCUUCGCAUGACAGCAAAAUGAUAUAAUCCUCACGGGAAACUGACCUAUAUCGAGUUGAUGGUACCCUCGACACUACUUCUACAGAUAAAUGGCGUAGAAGAUCUUUGUCACUGAAAGAAAACACGGGAAUACGAAAGAUCCUAGGCAAAAGGGGGCAGCUUAUUGGCUUCACUUCAUACAGUUCAUCCGUCUUCUUUCCACAGGGAAUUUCAUCCCCGGCUUCAUGGUCUCGGUGUGUUGGCCUCUGUGUCUCGGCGCCCUAACCCUGUCAUCAUAACCUGAAUCUACGAAUCUAUCGCGUCAGUUAGAGGGAGGUGUGUCUCGACUGCACCACUACACGCACAUAAAAUCUCCGACACCCAACUCCCGAUAUCGAUCC